Molecule: messenger RNA, 2023 nt
Organism: Menidia menidia (Atlantic silverside)
Lineage: Eukaryota; Metazoa; Chordata; Actinopteri; Atheriniformes; Atherinopsidae
Source: the annotation of a GenBank genome assembly
AUGCGGGUCCCGUUGAGCGCUUUGUACCCGGUCUUCUCUCUCACCGUCUUCGGAUUAUACCCCUCUAUGGCUUCUAAUCUCUGGGUUUUUCUUUGCAAGUAUUUUUGUACAUACUUACAGACUAUUGGCCCCAAGGAGGGAUGGCAGGUGUACAGCUCAGCCCAGGAUGCUGACGGCCGCUGUAUUUGCACAGUGGUGGCACCAGAACAGAGCCUGUGCUCUAGAGAUGCCAAGAGUCGACAACUCCGCCAACUACUAGAGAAGGUGCAGAACAUGUCUCAGUCCAUCGAGGUGCUGAACUUGCGCACUCAGAGAGAUUUUCAAUAUGUCAUGAAGAUGGAGAACCAGAUGAAGGGCCUCAGGACCAAAUUCAGGCAGAUUGAAGAUGACAAGAAGUCCAUCAUGGCCAAAAAUUUCCAGCUGCGUUUCCCAUCUCUACCUCUGGUGCCUUCGGCCCUGCAGGAGCUUAAGGACAAGAUGGACGAGCUGAAGCCGUUGAUCCCUGUGCUGGAGCAGUAUAAGAUGGAUGCCGCACUCAUCUCCCAGUUCAAGGAGGAGAUCAGGAAUCUGUCCAUGGUGCUGACAGGGAUACAGGAGGAGCUCGGAGCAUACGACUACGAUGAGCUUUAUCAGCGAGUCCUUCGGCUGGACAGCAGGCUCCGAAGCUGUAUGGGCAAACUAACUUGUGGGAAAUUAAUGAAAAUCACUGGACCUAUAACAAUAAAGACAUCUGGAACUCGCUUUGGGACAUGGAUGACUGAUCCUCUAGGAACAACCAGAAACAACAGGGUUUGGUAUAUGGAUAGCUACAUGAACAGCAAAAUCGUGCGCGAGUUUAAAACAAUGGAAGACUUUGUAGCAGGAGUGGUUUCGCGAACCUACACCCUCCCAUUUAAAUGGGAGGGAACUAAUCACAUUGUCUACAAUGGGUCUCUUUUCUACAACAAGUACCAGACUAACAUAAUUGUCAAGUACAGCCUCGAGACGGGUAAUAUCCUGGCCCAGCGAGCAUUGGAAUUUGCUGGCUUCCACAACAUGUACCCGUACACUUGGGGUGGAUACUCUGACAUUGAUGUGAUGGCUGAUGAGCUGGGAAUGUGGGUUGUGUACGCAACCAAUCAGAAUGCCGGAAAUGUGGUCAUCUCUCAGCUGGACCCUGACACACUGCAGGUUCUGAAAACGUGGAACACCGAGUACUCCAAAAGGAAUGCAGGUGAAUCAUUCAUGAUCUGCGGAACGCUCUACAUCACUAACUCCCACCUGUCAGGAGCAAAGGUUUACUACGCCUACUCCACCAAGACGUCAACGUAUGAAUACAUAGACAUUCCUUUCCACAACCAGUACUUUCACAUCUCCAUGCUUGACUAUAAUGCCAGAGAGAGAGCUCUGUAUGCCUGGAACAACGGACAUCAGGUCAUCUUUAAUGUCACCCUGUUCCAUGUCAUAAAAACAGAUGACUCAUAAUUAUUGGACUUUUCCACCAGAAAUAAAAAAAAAGAAAGAAAAACGAUAAUUUGUGAUUCAAGAACUAACAACUUGUUCCUGCUUUCUCUUGUCAAACAAUACAUAUUUACUUGUUAUAACUUGGACUAAUAGAAUUUGUGGCUCUGUAUACUUGAAUAGAGCAUUGACUUUACUACAAAACAUGCUCAAUUAUUUUACACUUUGCCAUGGCUGCUUUUCAUACAGGUCUGCCUUAUUUGCUAUGUGUUGGCUUUUGUUGGCCAAAGACUCUGGACAGCAUCUGCAUGAAUGUCAACACGUUGUCAGCUAUGAUCUGCUAUUAUACAUCUGUGUUUCAUUGCAAAUCUGCCCCUAGUUUACAGUGUUUGCUUUAGUCUGUUUAAGAGCCUAUCGAAAAAGUAUUUCAACUUUAAAAGUAAAGGAAAGCAUAUUUGCCACAGUGUAUUUUCUGAAAUGUAGUAGCCAUUCUUUUAAAGAUGUCAAAUAUUGUUGUUCUGAAGUCUCUGUGAAAUAAUAUUUGUAUUUUUUAUAAACAAAAUCAUGGGUGAGUGAAAAUUAU